Messenger RNA from Microcebus murinus (gray mouse lemur), 2059 nucleotides. RefSeq names its product elongation factor for RNA polymerase II (gene ELL). Gene Ontology annotation, molecular function: cis-regulatory region sequence-specific DNA binding. Lineage: Eukaryota; Metazoa; Chordata; Mammalia; Primates; Cheirogaleidae. The record is from RefSeq and is a predicted model, not a curated record. Gene Ontology annotation, biological process: positive regulation of transcription elongation by RNA polymerase II; snRNA transcription by RNA polymerase II; transcription elongation by RNA polymerase II. Gene Ontology annotation, cellular component: transcription elongation factor complex.
UGAAUAAUGCAGCGCGUCAGCCGGCGCCGGCGCCGGGGCCGGGACGGGGGGCGGGGGAGCGACGGGCGCAAGAUGGCGGCGCUGAAGGAGGCUCGGAGCUACGGGCUGUCGUGCGGGCGCGUGAGCGACGGCAGCAAGGUCGUGUUCCACGUGAAGCUCACCGACAGUGCCCUGAGGGCCUUCGAGAGCUACCGCGCCAGCCAGGAUUCUGUUUCACUGAGACCCUCGAUCCGAUUUCAAGGAAGCCAAGGGCACAUCUGCGUCCCCCAGCCGGACUGCGCGGCGGAGCCGCGGACCUUCUCCUUCUACCUCUCCAACAUCGGCCGCGACAGCCCGCAGGGCAGCUUCGACUGCGUGCAGCAGUACGUCUCCAGCUGCGGGGAUGUGCUGCUGGACUGCCUGGGCAGCAUCCAGGACAAGAUCACCGUGUGCGCCACCGAUGACUCCUACCAGAAGGCGCGGCAGAGCAUGGCCCAGGCGGAGGAGGAGACGCGCAGCCGCAGCGCCAUCGUCAUCAAGGCCGGGGGCCGCUACCUGGGCAGGAAGGUCCAGUUCCGGAAACCGGCCCCCGGGGCGACAGAGGCCGUGCCCUCCCGGAAGCGGGCGACCCCCGUGAACCUGGCGAGCGCCAUCAGGAAGAGCGGCGGCGCGAGCGGGGCGGGGGUGUCCCAGAGGCCCUUCCGCGACCGGGUGCUGCACCUGCUGGCGCUGAGGCCCUACCGCAAGGCCGAGCUGCUGCUGCGGCUGCAGAAGGACGGCCUGGCGCAGGCGGACAAGGAGGCGCUGGACGGCCUCCUGCAGCAGGUGGCCAACGUGAGUGCCAAGGACGGCGCGUGCACGCUCAGGGACUGCAUGUACAAGGACGUGCAGAAGGACUGGCCCGGCUACUCGGAGGGGGACCAGCAGCUGCUGAAGCGUGUGCUUGUCCGGAAGCUGUGCCAGCCGCAGAGCGCAGGUGGCCUCGCCGGAGACCCCACUGCCUCCAGCCCCCCGGACGAGCACGGGAGCUCGGCCUCGCCCCCUCAGAAACGGCCGCAGCCUCCCGAGUUCAUCGACCCCCUGGCCAGCAAGAAGCCCAGGAUAUCCCACUUCACCCAGAGAGCCCAGCCUGCCGCCGUCAACGGGAAGCUGGGCGUGCCCAACGGCCGCGAGGCCCUGCUGCCCACCCCGGGGCCGCCGGCCGCCUCGGACGUCCUCGGCUCCAGCACCCACCUGCCCCCACGGCUGGAGCCCCCGAGGGCCCACGACCCCCUGGCCGACGUCAGCAACGACCUGGGCCACAGCGGCCAGGACUGUGAGCGCGGGGACUCGGCUGCCCCCGGCCCCGCCACCGCGCACCCCGGCCUGCCCCUGCCCACGGACUGCGCCCAGCCCGGCAGGCCCCGCGGCAGCGCCUCGCGCAGCAAGUCCAGGAAGAAGUGCAAGAAGCACAAAGACAGGGAGCGGGCCGCUGGGGACAGGCACCAGGCCCAGCCGCCGGACCACCCGCCCGCCACGCACACAGCCCCACCGGAUGCCCCGCCGGAUGUCCCGCCAGAUGCCCCGGGUGUGAACGGAACGUGCGGCGGCGCCAGCGCGCCCGCGCCGGAGACGCCGGAGACGCCCGAGACGCCCGACUACUUGCUGAAGUACGCGGCCAUCUCGUCCUCGGAGCAGCGCCAGCGCUACAAGAACGACUUCAACGCCGAGUACAGCGAGUACCGCGACCUGCACGCCCGCAUCGAGCGGAUCACGCGCAGGUUCACGCAGCUCGACGCGCAGCUCAGGCAGCUGUCGCAGGGCUCCGAGGAAUACGAGACCACGCGUGGGCAGAUUUUGCAGGAGUAUCGGAAAAUCAAGAAGACCAACACCAACUACAGCGAGGAGAAGCGCCGCUGCGAGUACCUGCACAGCAAGCUGGCGCACAUCAAGCGGCUCAUCGCCGAGUACGACCAGCGGCAGCCGCAGGCCUGGCCCUAGCCGCCGCCCUCCCCUGGCCCGCCGGCGGCGGCGCUGCGGCUGCGGGCGGGGGGCGGACGAGGAUUCACCCAAAACAAUAAACGUGAGGAAGACACACGCA